This is a messenger RNA of Myxozyma melibiosi, 1426 nucleotides long. RefSeq lists its product as uncharacterized. The transcript is spliced from 5 exons. Gene Ontology annotation, biological process: endoplasmic reticulum to Golgi vesicle-mediated transport. Bases 241 to 1212 code for a protein of 323 amino acids. The record is from RefSeq and is a predicted model, not a curated record. NCBI's taxonomy places the organism in Eukaryota, Fungi, Ascomycota, Lipomycetes, Lipomycetales, Lipomycetaceae. Gene Ontology annotation, cellular component: endoplasmic reticulum-Golgi intermediate compartment; endoplasmic reticulum membrane; Golgi membrane.
CCAGUUUUCUACAAAGGUCAAUUUUACUGUGCUCACAGCUACUGCGGCGCGCGUAGAUUCAGUCCUGCAACAUCACUGAUACGCCCUCGAUUCCCAUCUUCACCAACCAGUCCCCCUUCUGCUUUCCACUUCCUGAUCCCUUUCGUAUCGUCAUCAAUCCAGUGCUGCAUAGUAUCUCCUGCUUGUGCUUUUGACCGCGCAGCAAACUAGAUACUCGCGCAGAUCGCAUCCUCUCCGACCAUGUACCAACCACAUCAUACUCCGGCAUCUCCACCCCUCCAUCAUCCCGUCCCUCAGCAUCCCAUUCCACCCAUGCGAUCCCCUCCUCCACCAAUACAGCAACAGCAGCAUGGACGGUCUGUAAACACGAAUCCGUAUAUGCCGCAAGCAGGCGCUGUGCCCGCUGCAUCGUCUGGUUACGUGCCUGGUAGCGCUAGUGGAGGAUACAACCUGUUUAACGAUACCACCGCCCAGGUCGGACUUCAGGUUGGCCGAAAUGCCGUAUUAGCUGGCCAGGAAUACGUCGAGCAGAACUUUGGGCGAUUCAUGUCGCUUUCUAUGCCAACACUGCGGACAUAUUUCAACGUCUCGAACCGUUACGUUGCGAGCAAACUGUCCCUCGUUGUCUUCCCCUGGCGACAUAAGCCCUGGUCUCGGCAACCUAAACGAUCGGAAGUGUCUGGUGCGGUUGAAGGUUACAUGCCCCCAAGAGAGGACAUCAACGCGCCUGACAUGUACAUACCAGUAAUGGCUUUCACCACCUACAUCCUACUUUCGUCGAUUCUGGCAGGAAUUAAGGGCGACUUCCAUCCUGAGCUGCUGGGGUACAUCUCUUCAAUGGCAUUCGCAAUCGUGAUCUUUGAGAUCUUGGGAUUGAAGCUCGGGUGCUACCUCCUUAGCAUUUCGAACGAGUCGCAGAUCCUAGACUUGGUGGCGUAUAGUGGAUACAAGUUUAUUGGGGUUAUUAUGACCAUGAUCGCGGGUGCCCUGGUUCCUGGUUACUUUGUUAAAUACACCGUUUUAUUGUAUACAUUUGCGGCAAAUGCCUUCUUUUUGUUGCGCUCACUGAAGUACGUCGUCCUCCCCGAAUCCUCGAUGAACGGCUCGUCCAUGACUACCACCAACAGGCAGCGACAACGUCGGAUACAAUUCCUCUUUGCCUACAGUUUUGUGUGCCAGUUCGUAUUGAUGUGGCUUCUUGCUAAGAGCUGAACAAACUGCAUACACAAACAGUGAAAGCAGAAAUAAGCGAGUGAUGGAUGUGUCUGUUGGUUUCUAGUGUCUAUAGAGCAGGUCAGUUGGUGUAACUGAUUGUCCUGAAAACAAAUGGGGUUUCUAAAUUUUGCUCUGUAUAAAUAAUUAUUAGGCGGAUGGUUCCAACAGUUUAUUAUUCUAAGUAGUCUAACUGAGAUCUUGCAAUCACAUG